Exophiala xenobiotica is the source of this 2761-nucleotide messenger RNA. RefSeq lists its product as uncharacterized. The record is from RefSeq and is a predicted model, not a curated record. The transcript has a single exon. The coding region runs from base 60 to 2639 and encodes 859 amino acids. Lineage: Eukaryota; Fungi; Ascomycota; Eurotiomycetes; Chaetothyriales; Herpotrichiellaceae. Gene Ontology annotation, molecular function: protein binding.
GUCUUCUUGCACGUUCAUUGAACAUCACUCAUCAUCACGGCUAGAAAUUAAACAUAUUCAUGCGCAGCAUCUGUCAGCUGUCGAGGAGAUGGCACCAACAGUUCUAUCUGUCUCCCAGCUUCGCCGGGCACCAGAAUUGCCUACAAUUUCUCCAGCCUAUCCGUCAUUAUAGGCAACCACCUCGAUCCCGCCCUCCACGCCCUCAACAAACCCAGCGUCCUUUGCCGGCUCGGCCUCUCGGGCAAGUCACGGUCAACGAAUAUGAACAACGUGGCAAUGAUGCCUCCACAAGGGUGCCUGUUCGCGAUUACAUGGAGUUGGAAGGCCAACAAGUUCGUUCAGAGUUGGACCAAUUGGAUCGGGAAUUGGCCGUCUUGAAAGAGGGACCGUUUGGACCCAACAGCGAGUUUAUGCGUUCAUUCCCGCCCGAUGAAAGAGAGGCACUCUUGAAGGCUCUAGAAGAGGAAGGAGUCAUGCCUCCUGGGACCGACGAUCUCAUUAGCGAUGAAGAACUUGAAGAACUGGCGAGGGGUGAGGAAGAGACGAAACGGCUAGCAGAGUCCAAGUCUUCAAUGAAGGUCACUUUGAGCAUUCCGGCCACGGACAAAAUAUACGUCAAGCGGUUUAACAAGGCCCUGCAGGAAGCCGAGAAGGCUGAGGCUGACGACAAGGCUUAUUUUGCUUUGUGGAAAUGGUACCUCAAGUGUCAGCAGCAUGUGUCGAGUUUUGCCGUCCUUCUUCCCGAGGAUGUCUGGCAUUUCCUGUGGAAAACUCAAAGCACCAAGUACUACAGACCCAAGCACCUUCAAAUGCUGGCCAAGGACAUGAUGAAGGUGGAUGUUUCACUCGAGGACAAAGAAUGGGUGCAAUAUAUCGAUGGUCUUCAAGCCGUUGGAGACAUUGCUGCCGCGGCAGAGACUUGGGAGGCACAGAAAAGCCGACUUGGAACCAAGGACGACCUCGCGGAGACAUUCUGGAUGACGGGUAUCCGAAUUUAUGUUGAUCUCGGAAAGCCUCAAAAGGCCCAAAACCUUGCAUUCGAAUGUUAUAAUCACACUACAAUGGUCGACCCCGAGGUUCUGGUCAUGGUCAUAUCAGCUUGGGCCAAAAGUCAAAGUGGGUCUGCACCAGCCAAAACUUGGUGGUGCUACAUGGAACUGCGUCGGAUACUGGAGCAGAAGGAAGAAGACCAACAAAAGACAUUGGACUUGCUGGGCCGAAUCAGUAGCACGUUGCUCGAAGCUGGCCGUGUGGAUCUUGCACUUGCAGUCUUCAAAGACAUGUACCUGUUCAAGUACAAGAACGCCAGUGACUCUUGGAAUUUUUUUCAGGGCAUGGUCAAAACUCUACAGGACUCACAGCUGCCCGGCGAGGACAUCAUCAACAAGGUCGGUCUCGCGUCCUUUGUCUUUCUUCCACGAUAUUAUCAGAACAAAUUCUUCUUUGGAUCGUGGCUCAAAUGGCUCCUUGGAGAAGGCAGAGUUGAGGAUGCUUCGCUAGUGGUUGAGCUUAUGUAUGAGCGUGGCGUCCGACCAGAUGCUGGGCACAUCAACGGCCUGAUAGCGGCCUACCUACGAGAAGGAUCGCCCAAAGCCCGCCAGACCGCAGAAAGUACUGCCUGGGCCAUGAUACAGGCUCGGAUCGAUAUGGUUCAGAAGCGACUUGCGCAGCAAGCUGAAGGAAAGUCAACAACCCCCCUUGAACCACCACUCGAGACGAGGCGAGUGCCAUUCUUUCUGCGCCGAGGGGCGCCACCUGCAACGAUCGAGACAUUUUCGAUCCUGCUGCAAUACUACACACGUCGGUCGGAUUUGGCUAAAGCCGGUGAGCUCACCGAUGUAUUGAUUGGUUCGGCAGAUAUCAAGCCAAAUUCAUUCAUUAUGAAUCACUGGCUAUAUGCGUCUCUCCGAUCCGGGCAAGCCCAUGAAGUGUGGAGUAAAUACUUGACGUUGACACAGACGAUCCAGCCGGACCUGGAAACCUUCGCGGCACUCUGGGAUACUGCGAAGGCUUGUUAUACCUCUGGUGCUACAGGCGACAAAGGGUUUCCUGAUGCACGAACCGUAUUCGCCGAGAUGCUAGGGUGGAUGAAUGCAAUCACCCCGAAGAAGAGGGAGGCGGUCCAGGCCGAUUUCUCUCAUGAUUUAUACGAACAAAUCAUUCGCUGUUUCUGCCUUGCUUCCGACCCUAAAGGCACUCUCUGUGCACUAUACGGGUUGCGCAAGUCGUUUGGUAUACUGCCACAUGAAGAAGCCAUGCGCUUGAUCAUCAUCUCAGUUGCGCGCGCGUUCAGUUCAGACUUUGCUGGACCUCCACAACCUCGGGAUAGGAGACUGCGAGCACUAAGAAAAACACAGUAUCAAAGCGCUCUGAACACCCUGACCAACAUUUUCGUGACGAUGAUGGACAGGAAAAUGACUGAAGCAGACGUUGAUCCCGAGCUGCUGCGGGACGUUGAAAGUCAGCCAGCUCAGGAGUUCAGGCUGGACGUGCUAUCGUCAUUCCUCUGCAUGGUGAUCGAAAGAAGAAUGGAGAGGGGCAGCAAUCUUUCUGAAGAGAUAUCGCAGGUGGCUGAAGAACUGAACACCUCUGUGCCACAGGAUGUUCUCAACCGUCGUGACUGGCCCAGCGCAUUGUGAUGGUAUUUUGAUAUAGCAGAGUUGGAAAUGUCAGUGGUGCGAUGCCGCAUUGUUCAAAUGGUUGUAUAGCAUCUGUAUCAUAGCACAUGAAUGCAUAGAAGCUCCGCCUCCGUUGAUAUACG